CCUCAUCCAUGUAUUAAGUCGGCGUCGAUUGAAGGGAAGUGAAUUUAGGAUACGUUUCUCUCCAACCAAACUUAGUGUAGUUCUGUGGUUGGUUCGUCGGCUCCCCAAUUUCUGCACUUCCGAAGAGCAAAUAUGCAGGCCAGUGACAGGUUUAAUAUUAAUUCCCAGCUUGAGCAUUUGCAAGCUAAAUAUGUUGGAACUGGGCAUGCAGAUUUGAAUAGAUUUGAGUGGGCAGUGAACAUCCAGCGCGAUAGCUAUGCAUCAUAUAUUGGCCAUUACCCGAUGUUAGCUUAUUUUGCCAUUGCAGAAAAUGAAUCAAUUGGAAGAGAGCGCUAUAAUUUUAUGCAGAAAAUGCUUUUGCCUUGUGGGCUACCUCCUGAAAGGGAAGACGAUUAAGAACCAUGUUGGGAUGCUCUUGGAAUGUGAUUUGAUUGAUUGCCUCUUUUGUAUUGGCUUCAAGAAACAAUGUUUUUACCUAAUAUGAUACUUGUUUUUACCUAAUAUGAUACUUUAGGAGUAUGACGUCCAUUUGACUUGUAUUUGCCCACUUCUGAGGGCAUUAUUUUAUGAUUGUGAUUUGGUCUUCAUCGUUUGUUAUGUUAAAAGUAUUAUUUGAAAAUGGUUUGUACUAAAUGAAUAUAUAUAUAUAAUCACUACUAUGAUAUGGACUUCUCUUUUUGUUGAUA
This is a messenger RNA of Cornus florida, 686 nucleotides long. RefSeq lists its product as uncharacterized. The record is from RefSeq and is a predicted model, not a curated record. Gene Ontology annotation, cellular component: U2 snRNP; precatalytic spliceosome. Bases 133 to 396 code for a protein of 87 amino acids. Gene Ontology annotation, biological process: mRNA splicing, via spliceosome. The transcript is spliced from 4 exons. Lineage: Eukaryota; Viridiplantae; Streptophyta; Magnoliopsida; Cornales; Cornaceae.